This is a messenger RNA of Megalobrama amblycephala (Wuchang bream), 2214 nucleotides long. RefSeq names its product piggyBac transposable element-derived protein 4-like. Lineage: Eukaryota; Metazoa; Chordata; Actinopteri; Cypriniformes; Xenocyprididae. The coding region runs from base 142 to 1824 and encodes 560 amino acids. The record is from RefSeq and is a predicted model, not a curated record. The transcript has 2 exons.
UAACCUUUUCCACUUCGAGAAAGUUUAUGUUGAGAUGUAAGGGCUGCAUCUGUGUUUUGAAAACAAAAAAGUAGUUCCCACGCAAAAGGUAUAAAAGAGUGCCUUUGGUGUCCUGCACAUGGAUCAUUCUGUGCUGGCAGCAUGGCAAAGAGGUACACUCUUCAUGAGACCGUGGAGUUUCUGCUGGAUUCCAGCGAAAAUGAAAACCUAGAAGACUCUGAGCCUGAGGACUCUGAGCCAGAGGACUGCAAUCCCCCUGAAGAAGAGGAUGAGGAUAACCAGGAAUCGGAGGAUGACUUUGAGGAGGCAGAUGCAGACCAAACCUUAAUUUCUAAAAAUGGGCAAAUAACCUGGUCUACCAUUCCACCUCCACAGAGGCCAGGGAGAUCACCAGCUGCACAAGUUAUAAAGUUGACACCUGGACCAACUAGGUAUGCUUGUUCUCGUGUAGAGGACAUAAAGUCCAGUUUUUUAUUAUUUUUUCCAUCAUGCAUCCAAAGCAUCUUGGUGGAGAUGACUAAUCUUGAAGGAAGGCGUGUUUAUGGAGCUGACUGGAGGGAUGUGGACUGGACAGAUAUGGAAGCAUAUAUCGGUCUGAUACUUCUUGCAGGAGUUUAUCGCUCCAAAAAUGAAAACCUGGAAAGUUUGUGGGAUGCUCAAACUGGGCGUGCGAUUUUUGGUGCAGUCAUGCCGCUGAAAAAAUUUAAAAUUUUUUCAAGAGUCAUCCGUUUCGAUGACAAGGCCACAAGACCUGCCCGACGAGAGAAUGACAAGCUGGCACCAAUUCGGGACCUGUGGAAUUCAUGGGUGGAGCGCCUUCCAAUGAUGUUCAACCCUGGUCCAAACAUAACAGUGGACGAGUGCCUGGUGUCAUUCAGAGGUCGUUGCAUGUUCAAACAGUACAUGCCUAAUAAGCCGGCAAAAUACGGUAUCAAAAUCUGGGCAGCAUGUGAUGCCAAGACAAGCUAUGCUUGGAGCAUGCAGAUUUACACCGGCAAGCCUCGUGAUGGACCACCUGAGAGAAAUCAAGGCAUGCGUGUGGUCCUUGAUUUGACCACUGGACUCCAGGGACACACUGUUACGUGUGACAAUUUCUUCACUUCCUAUGCCCUUGGACAGGAGCUCCUGAAAAGGAAAAUGACCAUGGUCGGAACUGUUCGCAGAAACAAGCCGGAACUCCCAUCAGCACUUUUGACAACGAGAGACAGAGCUGUGCAUUCCUCUCUUUUUGCAUUCACGGAGACGCACAGUCUUGUCUCAUAUUGCCCCAAAAGGCAUAGAAAUGUGCUGCUCAUGAGCACCUGUCACAAGGAUGCAAAAAUCAGUGACCGGGAGGACAGGAAGCCAGAGGUCAUCUUGGACUACAACCGCUGUAAAGGCGGAGUUGACAACCUUGACAAGAUGGUUGCAAGUUACAGCUGCAAGCGUAAGACUAAUCGUUGGCCAAUGGUUGUCUUCUCUACCAUCCUUGAUGUCUCGGCCAUAAAUGCCUUCGUGGUGUGGAGAGAAAUCAAUCCAUCUUGGGAGAGAGGGAAGAGCACGCAAAGGAGGAUCUUUCUCGAGCAGCUGGGCAAAGCUCUGGUGUCCCCUCUUAUGGAGCGACGGCAACACCUGCCUCGUGCACCAGCAUCUGCAUCAAUCCUAAAACGACAAUGGGAUUCUUCCAAUGCUCCAGGGCCCUCCACUGAACCACAACCAAAGCGAACAAGGUGUCAGGUUUGUCCACGGGCUAAAGAUGCAAAAACUGACAAGCAGUGCGUGAUCUGCAAAAGAGCCAUUUGUGCUGCUCACACAGUGUUCUUUUGCCAGAAGUGCGUGGAAUGAUUACUUUAUCAUGUGUUUUACACCAUGUAUUUUAGAAAUUUUUGGUAGUUUGUUAUUGCUUUUAUGUUCAAUGUUAAGAAUGUGAUUGUACAAAAAUAAUUUGUUGUCCACUUUUACUUCUGUUCAUGUCUAGAUAUUGCUGUUGGUUAUUUACACUUUUUUUUAUUUUGUUUACAUUCUAAAGUUAAUUAUUCUAUUUUUUUUACACUUGAUUCAUUAAAAUGUUCAAUAAUAUGCAACUAAAGUCUGAAUCUGUUUUUUUUUCCUUUAGGUGUGACUUAUGUGGCAUUUAUUAGUAGUUGACCACAUCCAGUAAAAUGAAUGGCUUUCAAUGGCCCUCUGCUGGUCAAAACAAUUUACUGCUUAAACUGUAAUCCCCUUAGGUUUUUC